Messenger RNA from Eucalyptus grandis, 1560 nucleotides. RefSeq names its product ubiquitin carboxyl-terminal hydrolase 13-like. The transcript is spliced from 6 exons. The record is from RefSeq and is a predicted model, not a curated record. The coding region runs from base 180 to 1019 and encodes 279 amino acids. Lineage: Eukaryota; Viridiplantae; Streptophyta; Magnoliopsida; Myrtales; Myrtaceae. Gene Ontology annotation, molecular function: protein binding.
ACUUCUUAAAAGGUUCGGGAAACUACUCUGUUAUUGUCCUGACGGACUCUAUAUAAACUCCAUCAUGGCUGGGAUUGGCAAGCAAAGUCUCCAACCAGUUUGAGAGAGAGAAAGAGAGAGAGAGAGAGAGAGAGAAGCAAAUUAGGAAGCAACGAAGAGCUAAGAGCAAGCUAAGAGACAUGCAGGCAAGCGUCGUGGCUCUCAGGGACCCUGAACCUGAACGUGUUGUCGAAUUGUCCAGGAGACCUCAUCCACCAGUUCAUUAUGAAGUGGAGAUAAAUCCAGUUCUCGAAUUAUUAAAAUUUAAGACAUAUGAAUCCGGUGUUUUUGAAGCUGGGGGCUACAAAUGGAGCCUAUGUCUUCACCCCCAGGCAGACCCGGACCGUAGGGGGAAGCCGGAAUAUAUCUCCUUAUAUCUGUCAAUGGAGAAGCCAAAUAAGCUUAGAGACGGUGAGAGGAUCGUGGUGGACUACAAGUUUUUCGCAUACGACUACAACAGUUCGACCUACGUCAUCUUCAAAGAGAAAGGGAAGGAACUGAGGGCAUUCACUAAAACAAAGACCCAAUGGGGGUUUUCUAAGUUCCUUUCCUUGAAAGCUUUCAACAAUCCUAAUAAUGGAUACUGCAAGGACAAAAAAUGCAAAUUUGGGGCUGAGGUUAUGGUCAGCAAUAUUACGAGGACAACGGAGACCGUCACCAUCGUCAAAGACCCGCGUCGCAUCAUAACCACUUGCAAGAUCGGACAGUUCUCCCCAUCGAGCAAGGAAAUUCAGUCUUCCAACAGCUUUGAUCUCGGAAAGAAGAAUGGGGAACGGUUUUGGCGUUGGAAGUUAAAGGUGAAGCAGAAGGAUGAGUAUCUGUCCGUUUACUUACAAUCGCAGGACCACCUUCACAGGAUCAAAAUGUAUGUAGAAGCCAAAUUGCGGGUGGUGAACAAAAAAGACCGUAAAAACGAUAAGGAAAAAACAGUUUGCUUAAUCCAAAACAAACGGGCUGACGCAUAUAUAUGUAAGUAUUAGCAUAUAUAAAUCCUGCAAAAAUAAAAAAGAAAACCGUGCAGAAUUUUUCCAAGUUUUUUUAUAAAUGAAUAUCAUUAUUAUUUAAAGGAAAAUUUCCGAGUGGCUUUUUGGAAAGGGCUCAAAGCCCAAUCCAUAUGACUUCCCAACCUUUGAGUAUCACAACAAUAAUCUAGAUAAGCACGUGAAUAUCUCCUAAUGAAUGAACAAUGCUAUGUCUCUUUAUCGGUCCACCUUGAGUAUGAGUAUGCUAAUUAGACAUGGCUUCGUCUACAAUUUAAAAAAAAAAAAUUAAUACCACAAAAAACUUCAAACUAAUAUACCUAUGACAAAUUUUCUUCAAAUUAAUUUUUUUUAUUACCAAAACCUCUAAACUAGUACACUAGGGACAAAUUUAACUUGUUAGCAUCUAUUAAGUUUUACCAUGAAAUUAUUGAGUUGAAUGACACAUGAUGAAUCCACACGAAAAUUCAUAUAAAUUUGAGAUAAAUUUGUCACAUAUGUAUUAAUUUGGGAUUUUUAGUGAUCCAAAAAUAAGUUUCAG